This is a messenger RNA of Paramecium tetraurelia, 462 nucleotides long. RefSeq lists its product as uncharacterized. Lineage: Eukaryota; Ciliophora; Oligohymenophorea; Peniculida; Parameciidae. The transcript has a single exon. The record is from RefSeq and is a predicted model, not a curated record.
AUGAAGUUUAAGGAUAGUUAAUAUAAAUUACAGGAAUGUAGUAAUUGUAAAGACCAGUAUCCUAAAUGUGGGUUGGUUAAACAUAUGGAAACUUGUGGGAUUGAUAAUUAAAUUAUUAUUUGUAGAUAUUGUGGAGAAAAAUAACUAAAGAAACUAAUUUUAAACCAUCUUAAUGUUUGUUAAGCAUUUGCACUUGUAGAUUAAGAGGAUAGUCAAUGCGAAUUUUGCAAAGAUAAAAUAUUCAAAAAGUUCUAGUAAGAGCAUUUUCGCGAAUGUGUUGUUAAGAAGAUGAUAGACAAGUAAUAGGCCUACAAGCCUUAAGAAUGCUCCAUAUGCCUUAUGGAUAUUCAACUAAAUGAUCAGAAGGGACUCUUACAGUGUUGCCAUGUCUUUCAUAAGAAUUGUUUAUAAUAAUGGUAAAAAAGAAGUAAAGUUUGUCCGGUAUGCCGAUAUCAUUAAUGA